Messenger RNA from Effrenium voratum, 1771 nucleotides. NCBI's taxonomy places the organism in Eukaryota, Dinophyceae, Suessiales, Symbiodiniaceae. The record is from the annotation of a GenBank genome assembly.
AAGCCCCUUCAAUCCAGUCAAGUGCUUCGCUGGCCUUAAGCCUUGGCCAUGCUGGCGUGGAUGCGUUGGUGGAAGGGGGAGGGGGAGCAGGUAGACCCUCAGCAGCAGAACUGCAAGCACAUGACGCGGGUGCUACGCAACUUUGUGGAAGCAGGCAACCUGGACAGGUUGACGAAGUUUGCCCCAGCAAAGUAUGACUGGGCCCACAGCUACAACCAGAGAGAAGCCCCUUUGCUACACGCCGCCAUUGCAGCGCCAUUCUGUCGGACAAAUCGUGAGGGCGAGAUCGGAGAUUGGAAGCCACAUGUGGCAAUACUUCAGUGGAUGUUGCGUUCUGGGGCAGAUCCGCAGCGUCCAGCGCCGUCUGAUUGUGACGGCGCAGUCCGGAUUCCGGGCUUCGAUGCCGUGAACUACAGAAACCAUUCAGCUAUCUCGUUGGCGGUUGAGCUGCUCACAAAAGUCGAAGACGACUUAGAUGACUGGGAUGUCCGGAACUGGACGUUCCGGGACUAUUUGGACGCAGUUGUGUGGUGCAUUGAGACCAACUGGACGGGCGCAAUGCGCCCAGAGCUUGGAGAGUAUGAGCCGACUCCCUCGAGCCCUUCUGACCAGAUGCAGCGAUGCCAACACAUGACACAAGCACUACGGGCCUUCAUCCAGCACGCAGACCUGGAAAGCCUGAUCAAGUUUACCCCUGCAAAGUAUGACUGGGCUUAUAGCUACCACAAGGGCCAGCUGCCUUUGCUGCACAUUGCUGUUCUGGCGCCCUUCUUAGAAACAUAUGUGAGAUCAUUUAACACGCAGCAGAAAAUCGUUUCCUGGGUUUUGAGUUUUGAUGUGGAUCCUCAGCGGCCGGCGCCUGCUGCUUGUGAAAAGCUUCAGUUCUCAACCGAAUAUGAAUAUGAUGUCAAGAUACAAGUUGAAUGCAGCGGAACCUCCGCCAUCUCGAUGGCAAUUGCUGUACUCACACAAUUCAAGGAUACAGUUCGAGCUUACCCCCACGAGAUUACCCCCAGCAUUAAGCUGGACGUGGUGCCUUAUUUGAACACAGUCUUGUCACUCAUGGCCAGGAGGCUCUCGAAGCCGUCCAUGGUUCCAGUGGACACGAGCUUGAUUUGCCGGUGGAAGCUCAUGCAAGAUAUGAGUGAAACUCAUGACGCGACGUUCGAAACAGCAGAUGGCACUGUCACGUGCCAUAGCAGCAUCCUGGGAGCUGCAUCUACCGCUUUGCGGGCCAUGAUGACUUCCAAGUUCAAGGAAUUUGCCGACAAAGGCAUUGAAGUGAAGUCUUCCAAGGCUGCCGUGGUGCUCUUCCUGGACAUUCUGUACACUGGCUCCGCUCGCCAGGAGCCGGACUACAAGACAGUCUUGGACGCUUUGAAUUUAUCUCAUUGCUGGGACGUGCAGGGUGCCGUGCAAGUCCUGUCAGAAACUAUGCGACCAGAUUAGCGUGGAGUCCUUCUCAGAGAUUUCCAAUGCUGCUGCUCUUCAAGGUUCAGAGACUCUGCAGCGGGAGUGUGCUGCCUUCGCAGCCAGGAGCUCCAACGUGGAGACGGCAUCGCUGUCCCCAGCAGCUCUGAACAUGAUGGGCUUCCUUCCUCACGGGCGUGCUUCAUGAUCAAAAUCAUUUCGGGCUCUCAAGGACAUGUGAGCAGAGCUGCCAGAACCGAAAUCCGUUUGUCGCCCUAAACUUACGUCUAUCAAAGCCAGGGGCCAACGAAUGUAAUGUGUUUUUUCCUGGGCAGUACUGGUAACUGGAUGGAAUUUCGGC